This is a messenger RNA of Numida meleagris (helmeted guineafowl), 6100 nucleotides long. RefSeq lists its product as uncharacterized. The transcript is spliced from 11 exons. The coding region runs from base 455 to 2620 and encodes 721 amino acids. NCBI's taxonomy places the organism in Eukaryota, Metazoa, Chordata, Aves, Galliformes, Numididae. The record is from RefSeq and is a predicted model, not a curated record.
CGACGCAGUUGGUGCAGCCCACGGUGUCUGGUCGCGCAGCAACGGGCAGCGGACGCUCCGGCGUGGGGCUGCUGAGGUGCGGGCUGGCCGCUGUCCUGGCGGCCGUCGCCCUGAGGUGCGUCUUGCCGGGGUUCCCGCCCGCUGGGCGGCCUGGGGCGCUCCCAGCACGGCUCUGCGAGGUGUGCAAGCAGAGGCAGCAGCGUUCUGCGCACAGCUGGCACUGCUGGGAUGCGGAGGUGAGCUGUAGGGCUCCUGCCCCACUCCUGAGCCCUGCUUCGGCUGCAGGGGGUUCCUUGCUGUGACCUUGGGAAGUACAGAAAUACCCUAUCAGGGAAUACACACCUCGCCUAGAGCAGGAAGAAAUUGUCAGCUUAUUGUGAAGAACAGGCUGUGUCCAGCACCCACAGUGUGCCCGCUGGGAGAUUGUGCCUGUGAUGAAGGCAAGCAACAAAUCAUGGAGAAAGUGGCCAGACAAAGUGGAGAGUCCUUUCAAGCGAUCAGAGCCUCCCCCGCUGCUUCUGCAAAGAUAAUGUCCGUGCCCACCUCACACAUCCCGUGUUGUCACACAGCCAGUAAAGGUCUCUGUGGCUCUGUGCUGCCAAGAUGUCCACUAACACACUUUCCUGUUUGCGCGUGGAACCCAGAUUCCAUUUGUAUGCCCUUGAUAUCCUCAGCAAGAAGGAAUUUCAUUCACUCAUCCCCAGAGGCUUCCAAUUGCGUAAGGGGUGCUCGUGUGCUGGCAAGGAGGGAAGUUGAUGGCUAUUACUACCUGGGCCACAUCGCACAAGAAGUGAAGGGCUCCAGGGAAUGUUUUUUAAUUGAAUUUGACAAAAGUCUCACACUGAAAGGCAAGGUGCAGCUUCGUAUGCAGGAAACGCCUCUCUACGACAUUCUCCACUACGAAGAUGCCUUGCAGCAGUCCCUUGCUCCAGGAGACAGAGUCUUGGCACCGUGGGAGGCUGACAAUGAACGCUUCGGCCCGGGCACUGUGCUCAAGGUUAUGGAGAACAAAAAGACACGUUUAGCACACCAUAGAAAGGGAGUACUUGUGAAUUUCUGGAACGGGCAAACUAAGGAAGUAUCUUCUGACCGAGCUCUACGGAUCCCUCUGCCCUUAAGCGAGCGCAUCAUCCUAGAACUGCAGAUGCCAUUGGCAGCCAGGCAGAUGGUGGUGGAGUCAAGCUUGGACUACCCAUACAUUGUGACACCAGGUUACAGAGCUUCAGGCCAUUAUAGAUGGGGCCACUCAGGGUUGGACUGCUGGCCAGGGGGGCUGUGUUCAGUUCAGUCAUGCGCUAAGUGCAGCUGUAGGUGUACCCUAGUUCCCCACUGCUGCCUUGCAGCCUGCAAAAGCCCACAGCCUACAGAGCACAAAGUGCAGCAAGAAAAUGCCUUCAUCCCAGGAUCAUGCUUGAGUAAAGAAGAGCUCAGCAAGAAAAUAGAAGAGCAACUGUCCGAAGUGAGGAUUUCCCCUUCAGGAAGUGUUUCCAGAGAGGAAGAGGAAAAUGAAGAGAAGAGCUUGAUGACAGAAAAUGCUCCAAAAGAUGCUCAGUCUUGCUUGGAAGAGGACAAUGAGGUUUUAGGUCCUAAGACGAGUCCUCGGAGAGAGAUGGCUCAUGCUACAGUGGUUGAUACUGCUGUCAGCACAGACAGCUGGUUGAUGGAGUCAGUCCACAAGGACGAAGCAGGCAGCAGACAGCAGGAUGCUGGAACUGAGGCUCAUUUUAAACACAAACAUGGUCUUUUUGAGUCCAGAGUGGCAGAAGCUCCAAUUCAAUCUUCCCAAAGGAGCCCUUCCCUGGGAGCCAGUGCCUUGUGUCCUUUCCAGCGACAAAGCUUCUUUGACCAAGUGCAUCAAUCACUGAAGAAGGACAGCUUGGCCAUCGAAACAGUCCUGCACGUACAGAGACCGCGCAGUACCUCCAGUGCACAAGCUGGGAGAUUCACAAAUCUAAAUCUUCUAAAAGACAAAAGCAUUUCAAAAUCUGUACUUAACAGUGCAUCUCCGGAGAGAUGGAAAGAGAUGGACCUCAGCAAGGCCAAGAUUGAGCACAAAAGGCGCCGAGAGGAAGAGAGGCAGUUGAAGAGGCAGCAGCAGCAAGAGGCAGAUGCUGUCCAACGUCAGCUGCGCAGGAACAACCAGAGGCAGCGACUGCAUCAGAGAAUGUUGCAAGGGUUGGAGAAAAAGCUGGAGCACAAAAACAGAGCUUUGCAGCACAUGGCACUGCUGCAAGCUGCUCAGUCAGAGAGGAGCAGGAAGGAGUCCCUUUUGUCAGAGGAGGAGAACAGAAAGUCAAGUCAGAGGCUGCAGUUCCUAAGUACACAACGACUGCAGAGAGAGAAUCUUCUUGCGGAACGCAAUGAAAGGAGCUUUGAACAAGAAAAAGGAAGGCUGGAUUUUUUGAGGAGCAGAAUGCAAUCACGGCAGAAAAUGCUGACACAAGACUCAAAGGAGAGGGACAGGCAACAAAAGCAGCACCAGGCUGCCAAAAGGAAAGUGUUCCAGAGCAGAGACUGUUUACAUAAGAAGGUGCAAAAAGAAGACCAAAGACACUGGGAUUUUCAGCAAUACCUCAGAGAACAGAACCUUUUGAUGCUCCGAGCAUCACUGCUAGCAUAAGGAAACUGCAGAGUGGGUAAGCAGGCACUCGAUAAGUUCACAGACCUGUUCUGCAUCUUGGUGUGUGUGUCAGUGUGCUGCAGUUUGGGUGCAAGAAUGCAGUUGUGACAAAUGGAACUUCAAAUGGAAUAAUGUACCUCCCUUUCACUGCAGCCAGCAUGUGUUACUGCUGCUCUGUCCCUUACAAGUCUCUCUUCCUAGAGUAACUGCUCUGGUCCAGCUCUCUAUGGCAUAGACUCCCACCUUGGUCAGACUGUUUUUCAUUUUUAGGUAUAUGCAACAACCCCACUGACAGUCCCAGCACUGCAACCAAAAGCCAUGGUGGUAUUUAACAGCCAGAGUGCUGCCAUCGUGCCCCAAAGGCAUCUGAAGGAGGCCAGCUGCUUCUGUAGGAGCCCGUGGAGUCAGCGUCUACAGCAUUUAGUUUCGUAGUCUAGGACUGCUGACAGUGUCAUGGGGCAAUACAGAGUAGAGCUACAGAAGAGCUGGAAGUUGGCAGAGGGAUGUCAGGUUGUACCGGCUUUCAAGAUGCAAAUGACAGAGAAAGGAAUUACUUGAGUGAGAGCACAUGCCAUGCAAUGUACUAAGUGAAAAACACGAAGGAAGGUCAGAAGGGGCUCCCUGGGAACGAGUCUCUCAAGUGGUAGAAGCCACAGAUACUUUGAAGUAGUAUGGCCACAGACACAGGUUAUGCCCUGCUAUAGAAGCUUGCAGGGGAAUUAAUUACAGGCUUGGAGAGGCUUCUGCUGCUGAAUUCUGGGAACUUUUUGCUCUGCUGUGUUUCUUCCAGAACAGGGCCAGAAGUGCACAUUUCUUAAAGGUCAAGGACAACAUUAAAUAGGAAGCAAAGCCACGUGAUGCUGUCGUAUGACUUACCUUGCAAUGUUAGUGUUACAUGACAUACAGGGAGGGAGAACUUGGAGACCAGUUGGAUGGAAAAAAAAAAAAGUGCAGCAAUGAAAAUAUACGUGCUAAAAUACAACAUAAAUGGUCCACUGCUAUUUCCAUUAUUACAACUGACACUUGCAAGUGUUCCAUUGCAUGUGAUUUGCAGACAUCCAUAGGAAAGAAGUCCAUACAUAUGAUGAAGUUGUGCUACCACCUGCCAGAACUGCUGUAGGUCCAGAACUGCUGUAGGUCCAGUACUGCUGCAGAAGGCAGGGCAGAAAUCCAGUAAUGUGAGAUCUGCUCCCAAAAACCUGGUAAGACAGCUUAGAACCAUCCAGCUUGGGCUUCAACUGAGUGAAGAUCCUUCCACUGUCCGUAUUCUUCAGAAAACGUAGGGCAUUCCCCUAGAGAAGAACACCUUAGAGAAAAGCUAAGUGCAGAAAGGUGGGGUUCUUUGUUUGUUUGUUUGUUUUUGUGGAAAGACACCAUUUCUAGGCAUUAUGGUGAGAAAAAUGUUUAUUUUCUGAAACACGUGUCUUUGGACAAUCACCAAACCCAGUGGUGGUCAAGGAGUUCUGGUUUGGUAUUGUCUCAUCUUCUGGCCUGCUUGUCUACAAAAGCUGGAAAUCUUACGUCAGAAAGAUAGAUGCAGGUAGAGCAUGUGAUCAGAAUAAAUAGGCUACGUGUUCACCACAAAUAAGUGAGGAGGAUGCUACAAACAAAUGGGUAAACUGAAAGUUGAGUGAGCAAAUGAUAUAAGAAACCAAGAUAGCCAGCAGCGCUACAGAAGAGUUUCCCCAUUCCCACUUCAGGGUAAAACAGUUGCCACCUGGAGUCCAGGGUGCAACUUGCUCCUGAUGGCCCCAACUGAAGUAACUGCAUUGCUCAUUUGUGACAGCAAGGCAUGUGGCAUCAGCUGCUCCCAUGGAUAAGAUACUGUCUUCAUCCCUCACCAGGAAAGAAGUAAGGCACACCAGGAGACACUGUUACACAACAAAGAGAAGAGAUGAGUUUGAUGCAUUGCACUCUGAUCAGUGGCAGCGCCUUCAUUCACAAAGGGGAUGAGGAAGUUAUGGUUGUCACCGUAUAAAAUCCAGGUAUAAAAUAUAGGUGUCACAGAGUGCCAUUAUCAUCAGCUUUGGGCAGCGAGAAAAUUUAAUUCACAUGGGUAUUUAGGAAAUGAGAACGAACAUGGCACAAUUUGCUGGGGCACUCAAAACUAUAUUAAAGGGAGCUCUUAUUUUUCAUGAAAGUGCGCUAAGGUAUAAAAUAAUGGAACUAAAAUACGUGAGAUACCUUGUUUGAAGUAGUACCCAGAGCCAAGUUGGAUACAACAUUUAAGUGCUGACAUUCUGUGUCCACUUGGAAACACGUAACACGCUUUCUGGAAUAUCGCUCAGCAAAGAGUGCAGGUAUUAUAAACUUCAUCCCUGCUGCAGGAAUACAUCUUCAGUUAUGGUAGUUUCUAAAAAUAAAAAGGUUAAGAAAACUGACAAAAGGGAGCUCUUCUGAAAUUCUGCUUAAUCUGCUGCACGGCUAGCAGUUUCUUAGCGUUAAGUCUUGGACUGUGUUCCCCCAGAGAUAACUGAGGGGUUACGCGUUUCGCUUUCCCCCACAAAAUGAAGGUUAAAGCUAGGUCUCCCAUCCAGCUGGUUGCAAACUAUUCCAAGGUCUUCAUAGCUCAAAGGAAUAUUUGUAACUUGAGGAUCCAUAGUAAGCAUGAACCACCCUGAGGUUUAUGUUUUAAAAAAUGCAGCAGGAAACAAAGCUAAACCUAAAUAUAAGGCGAAGGCUUUGAGUUUUUGUUGUUUUUUUUUUAAAUUAAGGUCUUAAACCAUUUGGUUUAAGCUCUAUUUAACCUCGGGAUAAAGUUGGCUGAAAUCUGCUGUUGGUGCAAAUGUUGGUAGUUGUCCCUAAGAGCUGUGUAACAGCUGGGAGCUGAGCCCAGGCUGCACGCACUGCAGUGUGCUGCACUGUGCCUGACCCUGGCCCCCCUGGGCACAAACAGGCAGUGGGGUGUGCAUGCUACUGGGUGCUGGGGUGCUGGCAGCACGUGGAGAUUUUCUUCAGUGUGAAGUUCAGAGGUUGCUUGCUCUGUCUUUUUUUUUUUUUUUUUUUUUUUGGAAGACAGAGUUAUUUUACUCAAUAUCAUGUACUAUUUAGGCCAAUAACAUACCUUGUUUUGAGUUUGAGUCUGCUUAGACUCAAGCAUAAAGUUUGAAACCCACCAUUAAACUCUGCUGCUGCUUUUUAUCCUCAAACAUUUGGAAAUGGAGCAUUUCAUGAUUGAAGUGCAUGAAAUACACUGAGCAGAAUAGUAAAUUUAUUUUUCAGGCUUCAUUUAUACAUCAUUAAUCACCAUUUUAUAAUCACCAUUAAACAGAUCAUGUGUAUGCAUGCUUUCUCUUCAUCGCUUAACCAGCUGAGAACAGGCGACUGCAGAGAGCCAUGUGUGGCUGCAGUUUCCCAUGAAGUGUAUCUGGGAAUAUAUUUAGCAUGACAGUAUUUCCAACCGUUCAUAGACUAUAUUUCUUGCCCUAAAAAUAAGGCCAUAAAAUAACGUUAAGAAUUUUAUUAAAAUAACUGACCGUA